Molecule: messenger RNA, 1450 nt
Organism: Hevea brasiliensis (rubber tree)
Lineage: Eukaryota; Viridiplantae; Streptophyta; Magnoliopsida; Malpighiales; Euphorbiaceae
Product: loganic acid O-methyltransferase-like
Exons: 3
Coding region: 57-1178 (373 amino acids)
Biological process (GO): methylation
Molecular function (GO): S-adenosylmethionine-dependent methyltransferase activity
Source: RefSeq, a predicted model, not a curated record
UCCCAAUAAACCUUGCCGUAUAGUCUGAGCAAACGCAGCAGAUUAACUGCUCAGAGAUGGAAGCAUUGGUGAGAGAAACAGUACUGAAAAACGAUGUGGAAGGACCCAUCCGAGAGAUCGGUGGAUUAGGAGCCAACAGCUACUUCAAAAACUCAGUCUACCAGAGAAGAGCUGCAAAUGUCACAAAGGAUAUAAUAGAUGAAGUAAUCACCAAGAAGCUAGAUGUGAAAUCCCUCUCAUCUGCUUCCAAUAGAACAAUUUGUCUUGCUGAUUUUGGAUGCGCAGUUGGUCCAAAUACAUUUACUUCUUUGCAAUCUCUAAUAGAUAUAGUUAAAAAGAAAUAUCUAUCCCAAUUCCCUAAUGAACCCAUGCCUGAAUUUCAAGUGUUCUUUAAUGAUCAACCCUCAAAUGAUUUCAAUACCCUCUUCAGGUCUCUCCCACCUGACAGGGAAUACUUUGCAGCCGGGGUGCCAGGUUCUUUUCAUGGCCGAGUAUUCCCUAAAUCUUCCCUCCAUGUUGUGCAAUCCAAUUAUGCACUCCAUUGGCUCUCUAAGAUACCAGAAAGUUUGGUAGACAAGAACUCUCCUGCGUGGAACAAAGGGAAGAUUCACUAUGCAGGCGCCUCUGAUGAGGUACUUAAAGCAUAUGGAGAAAGAUGGGCUGAAGACCUAAAUAAUUUCUUGAACGCAAGAGCUGAAGAGAUAGUGCCUGGAGGGAUGGUUAUAGUUAUCAUGCCAAGUAUCCCUGAUGGAAUGCCUUAUUCUGAACUUGCAAAUGGCCUAUUGUACAGUAGUUUCGAAUCAACCCUCCUUGAUAUGUCGAAAAGGCAGGGAAUAAUAAGUGAAGACCAAGUGGAUGCCUUCAACUUGCCAAUAUAUGCUGCUCCUCCAGGAGAAUUUGCUGCUGUGGUGGAAAAGAAUGGGUAUUUCGACAUUGAAGCGAUAGGACUAACAAAUCCAGCUCCUUGGCUAACAGAUGACGUGCACGUUGAUAUGAAAGAAUAUGUGAGGCACAUUAGGGCUCCAAUGGAAGGAAUGUUCACCAAACACUUCCCAAAUGAAAUUGUGGAUGAAAUGUUCGAGCAGUUACUGGUAAAUAAACUUCCGAAGGUCUUCGACAAAAUGGAAAGAGCUUACAAGGACAAAAUUCAAUCUUACUACGUCCUUCAACGUAAAUGAUUGCAAUUAAAAAUUUAAUUUGUCUGGCUGGUGAAGCUUUCUUAAUGCUUUUUAGGCAUGGCAUAAUAUAUUAUAUAUAUGUGUGUGUGCAAUAAAAGAAAAUUUGUGGUCUUAAGUUGAGUGUAUUUAGUGUAAGCCUGAUGCUUAGGUUAGUUGUGUGUUCUCAAGUUAAUAAAUUUUUCUUGAUUUUUUAAAAUGUUAAUAAAAUUUUAGCUUAUAAGAAAAAAGAAAAUUUAUGAAAAAAAAUUAGUAUAUAAUAAUGAAAGGAAAAA